UCAUAGCAGAUUUGUUGGGUGUGAAUUUUGGUGCUGUGGUAUUUGAGUGGGGAGAAAAUCUGUUUUAUUUUUUUUGUUUGUUUUUUUACAAUGGUGAUCAUUGAACAUUGGUGUUGUAGCCGACAGUAGCUCUUUGUUCAGGGUAGCUCAUGUCUUCUCGUCGUUUGGGCGUGACUGGUGCAGAGAAACGGGAUUGUCAAGGUCAGGUCUAAACUUGAUGCUUGUGAUUUUAUACCCAGACUCAGCGUUGCCCUCCCACAAAGUCAGCUGAUUGUUGUUUUUACCCUAAAGUGGCCAACUCUCUGUUAUUAGAUUUGAUACAGUAGGGGCUUCCGCACUUACCAUGUCUGUGCUUUCUGUCACUUUUUUCAGUUGUUAGAACUGUUUAAUCCGUUGUUAACACGUCGUAACCUGCUUUUCCGAGCCGCCUUUAAACGCAACAUACACCUAUGCAGCAGCGAUGGAGACCUGCUGCUGUGCAGAGCUACUCAGGUGUGUUAGAAUCGUGGCAGCAAAACAGCAAAACGCAAAGAACUUUGCACAUUUUCCCCCCCAAACCAACCGACUGAGUUGAGUAAAGUUGUUGUAUGCAGGUAAUGUUUGCUAAAUGAUGACGAGGUAAUAGCACCUUAAGCCUGUAGGCUACUGAUGCUGUUUAUGUUCAAAAGUGGGUCAACACAGUAAUUAUCCACAUUAUCUCGAUACUUUAAUUAUCAACACAGUCACAACACAACAUGUUACAGUCAUCUGAGUACCUUUUUUGGAAAAAAUGUACUUAUAAUAGUAGUUUUACUGCACUGUACCUUUUUCUUUUACUUGAGUAACAUUAUUCUUGCUACGUAGAUUAAUUUUUGCUCUCCCAAAAAUAAGCCGAUGUCCCCCCCUGUUAAACUCGUCUGGACACGGGGCUGCCCAGACUUAUAAACUGCUGAAUCGAGCGCUGUAAAGGAGGUUCAUGGUAGCUACCAUAUAUGUCACAAACGCGGAUUAAAAAAAAAAAAAAAGUGUAAACCUUAAUUUGAAAAAUAAAUAAUUCUAUGCUACAACAAAUGGCCGUCACAAAUGCCAAUACAUGUAAAUGUUUAAGCUGCUAUUUCUGUGGAAACGAGAGUGUUGUGUAGUGCAUGCUACAGUGUUGUUCAAUUUGAAAGUACAGCUUUUAGUCAUACCGAGCCCACGUACCGCCUUCCUGGUGCAAAUGUCCUGGUGCCUUUACCUUCGCUCCAUUGAUCAUAGUUGCCUACUGGUUUUUGCCAGCAUCAAUGUGUCUGGCAAUCCGUCUUGAACUAAUUUAUUUUGGGAAGUGUAAGAUCAUGUUUGACCUACUAUGACAUGUACUUUGUGUUUAAUGAUACUUGUGGCUCUGAUCCUUGUAGGGGUCAGAUGACAGAAAAAUCAGAAAUUAUUAUUAAAACUUGAGGUGGAAUAUUUCUUUAUCGCUGGUCGCCAAAGUACGAAACUCGCUGUGAGGGCCUGAACUGGCCAGUAAGAAGCGUCCACUGGUCAUUUUUGUCCGCCGACUCUUAAAGUGACCAACAUGGCAAAGGUUAGAAACGGUGGAGAGUCGCAGUGACCUGGACCCCUUGAUUAUUGCGCUGCAUUCUGGCUCCAAAGAAAUGUAAUAAAUUUAAUGAACUGGACAUUUACUAAAGCGAGUUUCUUUUAUUUAUUUUUAUUUAUUUAAUCAGGUAAAAACCCCAUUGACAUCCAAAUCUCAUUUGCAAGAGGGACCAGGGCAGAAAUCUGCGAUUUAUUUGUUGCAUUACCUUUAUGUGCAUAUAACCAAUGUACGCAACAAACUUGUACACGCAUGCAAAGCGUUUUUUUCCUUAAUGGAAGUUUGGUAGAGAAUAUAAUUAUCUUAAUUCUGGAAGAUAAGAUUAUGUAUUUUUUAGGCUGUGAUUAUCAACACAGCUACGUAAGUGGCCGCCAUUUACUGGUGAGCUAUUUUUAAUCUAUAAAGCGUCAUGUGCAGAUUGUGACCAGCUAACAGACUCAUAUAAAGUCUAAAUCGAAAUGCAUAACGUGAUUCGAUAUUAAAUGUUGCGCUAAAACAUAUUUAUAUAUUAAACUUUUAAAAAGUUUGAGGUCAACCGCUCUGCAGGAGCGGCUUCCCGUCUGAUAAUGUAAAAACAUUUUUACAAACUAAUCUCCGUAGUGCUGGUCUGUUAAAAGCAAACAGUGCACGACGUCGCAAUGCAGGGAAUAAAGAUAAUAAACCGUUAUGUCAGAUCUAGAUCUAAAUGUCAUUCCCAUUAAUCUGUCCUAUUUUCCCCAGGGAUCAAUAAGCAACAAAAAAGCAAAACAUUCUUCUUUGUUCAUGAUAUGAAUGACGUAUGUUUCCCAUGUAUUUCUCACUGCAUUACAGUAUAGUUUCUAAACGUUUGUUUUAUAAUCUAAUUCAGAUUUUAUUCUCUCUUUCCCUCUAUUACAGACUUAAGAAAAUGUCAGUGAAGAUGAGAACGUGGAGUUUGUUGUCAGAAACAUUCUGACAUUUACACAUGGAUUAAAAUAUAUAACUGUAAAUGUGUGUUUUACAAAUUAAAGCAAGAGGUUCAUUUUUUUUUACAUCUUUGAAAGUUUAAAACAAAUCCUGCUGUGGAUUUGUAGACUCAUGACUAUAAUGAGUCUGCACAUUAUAGUCAUAAUGACUAUAUAUAGUCAUUAUGUCACUCAUUAUGACAUUAUAGCCAUAAUAAGCUCUACAGACUCAUUAUGACUAUAUCUUCUCGGACAACCUCUGAACGUUUUCAUUUGCUCUGGGACCAGUAAGGCGAAGCAGAAGACUGGAAGUGAACCAGUGAAACCUCAUUCUACACUCAAGACCGUGUGACAAAUAUUCUGUUGUCUCCACAGAUUGAAACUUUCACUAUGCGUCUGUUGCUAUUGCAACAAUGCCGUAAACAAAUGAGAAAAGAAUCAUCAUCAGCUUGCUUACAUGUAAGAAGUUUCUAAAGUUUCUGAACAAGAGGAAGACAUGUGCUGCGAUUCAAACCUCAUUUCAGGAUGGCGUGCCGAUCAGACCUGCUCUGCAAUGCCUCAGCGUGUGGGAAGCUGGAAGAGGUGUUGGAUUUAUUGAAAGCUGGAGCUGAUGUUAAUGGACUGAAUGAGUUUAGGAGGACUCCUCUGCAGGUGGCGAUGCUCGGAAACACCGAGCUCGUCCGGGCUCUACUCGCGGCGGGAGCUGAUCCCAACGCGCGAGACCACAUCCUAAACCUCACCGUGACUCACGACGCCGCACGCGAAGGUUUUGCGGAGACCGUGCGUGAGCUGGUAAAUCACGGAGCGGAUGUGAAUCUCGCGGACGAAAUCGGCAACCUGCCUCUGCAUCUGGCCGCAAGGGAGGGGCACCUGGAGGUGGUGAGGAUUCUCCUGGACCUCACCGAGGACCCCCGGAGGACCAACCAGCAGGGACACACCGCGCUGUGGCUGGCACGAGACUUCAAUCGCGCAGAGACGGCUGAUUUCAUUGAGCAAUAUCUGGACCCUGAGUGACGUGAGGGAAGGUCUUAUUGCUAAUUUGUGUUUAUUAUAAUGGGCCCUCAGAGGAAGAGCUGCUCUUGUAGAGGUAUAACAGUCUAAUUGUCAUAAGGCAAAUGAAAAUGUUAUUUUAACAGAGUCAGAGUCACCUUUGGUGACCAGACUCUGCUCAUUAGAGGUGACUAACUGAAAUAAGUCUUCAGUGUCACACCAUAUUCCUGCGUUAAUGUUUAAUAAAAGGGCUUUUGCGACGACUUGUCCCAACAAGACGUCACUUCCUUGCGCAGGUGAAGAUUCCAGCGGAGGCGCGGCAUUGUUUUUGGUUGUUCAAAUAAAAAAAGUUUGUUUGUAGCUACUGUUGCGUCUACAGCACCCUUCUUCUUUGUGCCGAAGUGCUUUGUAAAUAUCAUGUGACAUCAAAUACUGAUUGUAAAAACAAGAAAUAAACUUAAACAGACACGCCUGUGUCAUUUUUGUGCUCAGUUUUCUCAAAUACAG
Xiphophorus maculatus (southern platyfish) is the source of this 3978-nucleotide messenger RNA. RefSeq names its product cyclin dependent kinase inhibitor 2C (gene cdkn2c). Gene Ontology annotation, biological process: negative regulation of cell population proliferation; regulation of cyclin-dependent protein serine/threonine kinase activity. Gene Ontology annotation, cellular component: nucleus. The record is from RefSeq and is a predicted model, not a curated record. NCBI's taxonomy places the organism in Eukaryota, Metazoa, Chordata, Actinopteri, Cyprinodontiformes, Poeciliidae. Gene Ontology annotation, molecular function: protein kinase binding; cyclin-dependent protein serine/threonine kinase inhibitor activity. Bases 3007 to 3495 code for a protein of 162 amino acids. The transcript is spliced from 4 exons.